Messenger RNA from Pelobates fuscus (common spadefoot toad), 2879 nucleotides. RefSeq names its product WASP family member 3 (gene WASF3). The coding region runs from base 325 to 1815 and encodes 496 amino acids. Gene Ontology annotation, molecular function: protein kinase A regulatory subunit binding; Arp2/3 complex binding; actin binding. The transcript has 12 exons. Gene Ontology annotation, cellular component: SCAR complex; cytoskeleton. Gene Ontology annotation, biological process: positive regulation of Arp2/3 complex-mediated actin nucleation; actin cytoskeleton organization. The record is from RefSeq and is a predicted model, not a curated record. NCBI's taxonomy places the organism in Eukaryota, Metazoa, Chordata, Amphibia, Anura, Pelobatidae.
CAGUGUGGCUGUGGUUGGGGAGAGAUGGAGAGCGGGAUUACCGGGGAGCCUGCACUGGGCAUGGAGCAGUGAGCGCUGGACGAACAAGGGUUCGUUAACAUACAUAAGUGCACAUCUUAGCGGAUUUAUGACUUCGGGUUAGCACAGUUUAAAGCUGCGUCUUUGAGGCAUUUGGCUGAGAACAAGUCAACACAGUUCCUUGUGUGUAGAUUUUCUGGCCACAUUCAUGCUGUGAAUAUUCACAUCUUUUCUCAUAUAAUGGGGAUUCCAGCCAUUGGAGUAAACGGAAGCUGUGAUUAUUUAAUCAGCUAGAGUUACGAAGCCAUGCCUCUGGUUAAGAGGAAUAUAGAACCCAAGCAUCUUUGCCGUGGACCGGUCCCAGAUGGUAUAACCAGUGAACUGGAAUGUGUUACUAAUAGCACACUUGCCGCCAUCAUCCGACAGCUGAGUAGUCUAAGCAAACAUGCUGAAGAUAUAUUUGGCGAGUUGUUUAAUGAGGCAAACAAUUUCUACAUCAGAGCGAAUUCUCUUCAAGACAGAAUUGAUCGCCUUGCCGUCAAAGUCACCCAGCUGGAUUCAACAGUGGAAGAGGUUUCAUUGCAAGAUAUAAACAUGAGGAAAGCCUUUAAAAGCUCAACCAUUCAAGAUCAGCAAGUGGUCUCGAAGAGCAGUGUUCCACAUCCCAUCACUGACAUAUACAACAACUGCGAGAAACCCCCUCCUCUGAAUAUACUUUCACCAUACAGAGACGACAGAAAAGAUGGUUUAAAGUUUUACACGGAUCCUUCUUACUUCUUUGACCUAUGGAAAGAAAAGAUGCUGCAAGACACAGAAGAUAAGAGGAAAGAGAAGAGAAGACAGAAGGAACAAAAACGUGUGGACGGCACAACUCGUGAAGUUAAAAAAGUUAGAAAAGCUAGGAACAGACGUCAGGAAUGGAACAUAAUGGCAUUUGACAAAGAGCUGCGGCCUGACAACAGAUUGUCCCCAAACAUAUACCAAGGAGCCUCAUCCGAGGGAUCUCUCUCUCCUGAUACUAGGUCACACGUCUCCGAUGCCACAGAUUAUUCCUAUCCACCAACUCCAAACCACUCCAUUCACCAACAUUCCAUGACUCCUACGUAUGGAGGGUCAGGAGAUUCACAUCACCUCCCCUCCAACCAGAACCAUGAACAUGACUAUAGGUCCUCAACUGGAACAUUAAGACAUGGUACCCUAAGUAGACCUCAACAGCCACCACCACCACCUCCACCAGCUGCAGAUGGCCAACACCAAGUUCCACUAGUAUCUUCUGAUCCCAGGAAGGCACAUGCCACACAGAUGGAGUACUACCCUACAGGAUCUCCACCACCUCCUCCAGUUAUUCCUUCUGCUCAGACUGCUUUUGUCAGCCCUCUCCAGCACCCAACACCUGGAUCCCCUGCAGCACAUGUAUCCGGAUCGCAGUAUGUUCCUUCUCCACCUCCUGCUGGGCUUUUUAUGUCCGCCUCUCCUGGGCCUCCCCCUCCACCGCCUGGUCCUCCUGUAUCUGCUUUGUCCAUGUCCUCUUCACCAAUGCAUUUUUCCAAAGUGUUAGAAGCCAAGCGAAUGGAGAGUGCACAUAUACUUGGCUUGACCAGUGAUGCUCGUAGUGAUCUUCUGUCUGCCAUACGUAUGGGAAUUCAGUUGAAAAAAGUGCAAGAGCAGCGUGAGCAAGAAGCGAAGCGUGAGCCUGUCGGAAAUGACGUUGCCACCAUUUUGUCCAGACGCAUAGCGGUCGAGUACAGCGACUCUGAGGAUGAUUCAGAGUUUGAUGAAAAUGACUGGUCUGACUAAAAAAAAAAAAAAAAAAAAAUACCUAUAAAUACACCAUCAUUAAACAGAUUUUAUUCACCUGCCCCUAAGACCCUCUCUAAUCAUGAACUAACGUGUAUAGAAGAUGUAAUGGUUUUUAAAGGAAUUGUGGGAGCAGCCACCUUUAUCCUAAUUGGCUACGGGAAUGCAUAUAGGCAACGUGCUAAGAGUAAAGACACGCCCACUCCGCAGACACAAUAGAAUCUCAGGGACAGAAGGUGAAGACAAUUCUUGGAGCUGAAGUAUUUCAGACUGUAAACUUUUUACAGAUUGAAACUUUUCACUGUAUAGUAUGUAAUAUGUAUUUUUUUUUUUUUUACUUUGUAGAUAGAUACUUCAUACUUCAGUUUAUUUUUAUUUUUUUUGUUAGGAACUUUUGUGGUUUCUAAUUGCAUUAAACGCUAGAAUUAUGUUGUGCGUAUAUGUAGCACAGAGCCAGCGAAUGUUAAAGGGAAUCUAUCACAGACUAAGGCUUCGACAUGUUGCACAUUGUUGAUAUUACAAACAUAUGCCCAGGCUGUUUUAUUGAUCCUUAAUGCUGAAAUUCCAUUAUAAGAUCAUCCCCUAUGAACUAUGUAUCCGGAGAGUGACUUGCAACUACCACUAACCACUCAUGAGUUACAAGAAAGAAAAUCUAUCAGAAAAGUUAAAUUAUGUGGGUUUGACUUUUUUUUUUUUUUUCUUUUUUUUCUUCCAUCUAGAAGAUUAAAUAAAAUAGUAUCUGUUACUAUUUGAUUUCACUUUCCUGGCAAUAUCUGAAAUUUUUCAAGCCAUUUGCAGUUAAGUCCUUUAACUGCCAGAUGCAUUCUCAACAUUUGUGUCCAGUUAGUGAUAUGCUUACCUGUGUUUGUUUUAAUUCCAAGAAGUAACGACCGAAUGCCUUUAAAGUAUCAUUAGUUAAAGGGACACUGUAGUCACCAGAACAACUACAGCUUAAUGCAGUUGUCCUGGUGAAUAUAAUAGCUCCCUUCAGGCAUUUUAAUGCAAACACUGCCUUUUCAGAGAAAAUGCAGUGUUUACAUUGCCCCUAGGGACACCUCCAAGUG